AUGGUUACCGGUCGGAGAAGCGCCCUGCACUUCGGUCGUGCUCUGCGCAGCGGGGACGGGGAACGUCGUGGCAAUCGAGCCUCCCUGGGUGAGAGGGCAGAAGGUGGUGGUCUCGGUGACCCAGAGAGUGCUGCGAGACACGGUCUCGUCCUCGCCGUCGUUCGCACCGCUGUCCGUGCCAGCAGUGUUCGACGGAGCAGGGGCGUGGGUGGUGUGCACAGAGGCGUCGGUCUGGGCGGUUUCGGUACGGGCAGGCUCAGCAGUGGUCGACGAGAUGGCCUGGGUCACGGAGGUAGCGGCGCUGUGGACACUCGACACGGAGGUGGUCACGCUGGAAGCAACGGUGCUGGUGGUGGACACCUGAGAGACGACAGAGGUCGUCUCGGCGGUCUCGGCGGCACCCUCUUGGUACAGCUUGAUGGAGUUGAUCUCCCACUCUGGAUGGGGCUGCUGGGAUCACUCAGCGGACAGCUCGAGUCACCAAAGACACCACCGGCCCAGUCACCGCAGAAAGUGGUGUCGAUGAUGAACUUUUGCGACUUGAAGCGCUCGUGGAAAGUUGCAGGAGCCCUGCAGGUGCGCCAUGGGGGUGCCAAACUCGGCGGUGUUGGGCUUUCCACUCUCGAUCGACGACGGGAUAGAGGCCCGGGGGAAGAACCAGAUCUUGAUGAACUCGGCGGUCCAUUCCAUAGCAUACACACCACCGCCCUGCUGGUUGAAGGGGUCGCCCGACGAGCCCUGGGUGCCCUUGACGACGCAGCCGAUGGUGCCGGAGGACUCGCCGCACUCGCUCGAGGUGAGGGUGCCGGUCAUAUCGUUGCUGCCGGCGACAUCGCAGGUACCGCUGGUGUGCAGCACAAUCUCGUUGGCCUCGUGCUUGUUGACGCCCUCGAUAAUAUCGAUCUCGCCGUCCUCAGGCCAGCUGGGACCGACGGACCAGAACGCAGGCCAGGUGCCGCAGAUGCUGCCGGGCAUGUGCUUGAUAUCAAACACGUACAGGCCUUCGUCGUAGAAGCGCUUGGUUUCGAUACGGACGGACUCUCGCCCGGGGCCGCUGGGGGACAGCGUCGUGUGGGAGUCUACGCCCAUGUAGAUGCUGCCGCUCUCGGUGAUGUCGAACAGACCGGAGCUCUGGGCAUAGCUCUGGUUGGCGUAGGUGACGAAGCCAUUGGUCGGGUCGGCGCCGUCGAAGAAAUCAAAGUAAUCCAGGAAGUUCUCGCCUUGCCAGGCCUCGAGCAGGUGAUAGCUGGAGCCGGUGGCCGUAGCGAUCGCCGGAGAGACGAGCGACGACACGGCCAGCGACCCAACGCUCCAAAGAAGGGACGAAGAGGGCAUCUUCAGUAG
Messenger RNA from Aspergillus terreus NIH2624, 1344 nucleotides. RefSeq lists its product as uncharacterized. The record is from RefSeq and is a predicted model, not a curated record. Lineage: Eukaryota; Fungi; Ascomycota; Eurotiomycetes; Eurotiales; Aspergillaceae. The transcript has 2 exons. Bases 1 to 1344 code for a protein of 447 amino acids.